CCCAUAAUCUUUGUAGUUUAUCACUUAAUUAUUUGUAUUUAUUUUAUUUUUAAGGAAAGUAAUAAUUGUAAAUAUCUCAAAAUAUCUUGAUUACAUGAAAUAGAGAAAAUGAGAUCGAUUGAAGCAGGAAUUAUACUUUGUUGUCUGACCUGCUCACAUCAGUUAUCAACAUCGGCAAACAGCAAGUUCUGUGCAAAGGGACAAAGCAUAUGCAUACCAGAAGAUUACUCAAAGUUUGAUCCUCCAAAUGAUACUCAAACAGUGGUCAACGUAGGAAUAGACAUCAAAGAUAUUCCAAAGAUAAACGACAAGGACUUCAGUGUCACACUUAAUGCAUUUUUCGUGGUAAGAUGGCAAGACAAACGACUAGUGAUGGAUAAAGAGAAAAUAAUUUUGAACUUAGGUGAAGAGGCAGAAACGUGGAUUCCUGUCGAUGUUUCUUUUAUAAAGGAGUUUUGGUUGCCCGACGCAGAGAUACUCAAUCUUAAAGAGUUCAAGACCUUGGAUGUGUUGUCUAAGCUAGAAGGACUUUGGUUAAACACUGAUCUGGAAAUUAUGUACGCUGUGGCCACCAGAAUUACUUUUAUCUGUCCGAUGACAUUCAACAGUUUUCCUCUUGAUGUUCAGAUCUGCCACUUUCAGGUUGGAUCUUUUAACUACGACAAUACUAAGAUGGUUUUCAAUGAUGAGUUCAUUGCUGACGAGACUAAGAUUAGGUCUGUUCUCGACUACUCAAUCCACAUUGAUAAGCUCCCAGAGGAUAAGCAGAACUAUAUGGCCCUCACUGGUAACUUCAGUGUAGCUGGUUUUCAGCUCACACUUAAAAGAAAGGUGUCCCACUACAUAAUCACCUGCUACCUUCCCUCAGGAAUGUUUGUUAUUGUAUCCUGGAUCAGUUUCCUAAUUCCACCAGAUAUAGUUCCUGGAAGAAUGACCCUGUUAAUUACUGUGUUUCUGGUUUUAGUAAACAUAUUCAAUACUAUAACCACAAAUAUUCCCAAGGCCGAAGGACUGACUGCAAUCGAAGCCUGGGUUAUAGUUUGCGUUCUCUUUGUAUUUGGAGCCCUUGUAGAGUAUGCUGGAAUAUUAUUGAAAAUGAAAGUUCAACUCUCUAUGAAACCAAAGAAAAAUAUGACAAGAUGCGAGAGUGUAGACAGUCAGAUAAUUUUACACCCAUUGGCUCCUGAAAAUGGAACGAAUGGGGAUGAGAAGAGUGGAAAAAAGAAAAAGAAAAGGCCGAAGACUAGGGCAGAAGAGAAGCUAGGAACUGCUCGACUCGAUUUAACCUUCUUAGUAAUAUUUCCUUGUCUUUUUCUUUUAUUCAAUAUUGCUUACUGGUUGUCUUUCCUCUAUAUAUUACCGGAAUAAACAACAAAUCUAUUCCCUGUAACAUUAUUCACUACUCAAAUAUUAGGUCUUUUAGAUUUAUCAAAUCGUACAAAAUAUCUUAUCCUUUUAUGUUUUUCCUUGACCAAAUAUUGGUUAACUCACAUUGAGAACUAAAUCUAAUGUGUACAUCCAAGAAAAAGCAAUGCAAAAACAAAAAUUGGCUUGGUUUGUAGGUUACCUAGCUUUAUGCGCUAAUAGAAAAGCACAUUUCAGCUUCUCCUACGGUCAGCUUUAGUGCCAGAACUUUUGUAAAUGAUCUUAACCCUAUUCCUGCUGGGGGGGGGGUCAAUUUGACCCCCCCCCCUGUAGGUUUUUUUUACAUAAC
This is a messenger RNA of Eurytemora carolleeae, 1714 nucleotides long. Its product is annotated as glycine receptor subunit alpha-2. The transcript has 16 exons. The record is from RefSeq and is a predicted model, not a curated record. Bases 109 to 1368 code for a protein of 419 amino acids. Gene Ontology annotation, biological process: chemical synaptic transmission; regulation of membrane potential; nervous system process. Gene Ontology annotation, cellular component: membrane; synapse; neuron projection. NCBI's taxonomy places the organism in Eukaryota, Metazoa, Arthropoda, Copepoda, Calanoida, Temoridae. Gene Ontology annotation, molecular function: neurotransmitter receptor activity; chloride channel activity; extracellular ligand-gated monoatomic ion channel activity.